Messenger RNA from Dissoconium aciculare CBS 342.82, 1075 nucleotides. RefSeq lists its product as uncharacterized. Lineage: Eukaryota; Fungi; Ascomycota; Dothideomycetes; Mycosphaerellales; Dissoconiaceae. The coding region runs from base 280 to 861 and encodes 193 amino acids. The transcript has a single exon. The record is from RefSeq and is a predicted model, not a curated record.
GCAUGAGCAUUGCAGCAGCAGCAGUAGUGAGCUCUCUGUAUGUGAUGAAGGAUGCAGUUGGAUUGCGGAGGUUCUCCGGCGGAGGGCACGAAAAACACCACACCAUCACGACGGCGGAAAAGGGAAGUGCAGACCUCCAGGGUGGGUGAUGCGAUCCAGAACGUCCGGGACUUAUCUUGCCACACACACACACACCGGUCGAUGUAUAUGCACCCACACAGAUGCGAGGUGAUUCGUCGGUGUUCCGCCGCCCCGGAAUAAGGAUGCAAGAAUGCAUACAUGGAGGAAAGAUUUGGAAACUCGGGCAAGCGUCAAGAUCAUUUGUCACUGCCGCGCAUGGAUCCCACCUGUGGCUCUGGCCGCGCAAAGAGGGGUCCUUCCCCAUUUCACACCCUGCAACCCAGAGACUGCACCGUAACCCCCAGACGGCCCUGCGUCAUCCAGCAGCAAAUGAGCAAGCCAACAAGGCAAUCUGCAGGGACGCAGAGGACUCCGGUCUCUCCAAGGAAAACCCUGUCCGCAGCGAGACACUCAUAUGGUAGCUUCCCCGACGGACGGCCGUUGUGUGGAACAUACAGAUUGCCAGUCCUCGAGCGGAUUGCGCAACUGUGCGGAUGGGCCACCGUCGCUGCAGCGGAGAUUCCCAUGGGGACUUUUCUUCCAGAGGACUUGCAUGAUGGCAUCGCUAUCGGCGGGACUGCAUCCAUGCCCCUGCUGGAGGAUGCCGCAGGGUCCAGCUGUAAGCGCUGUAAGGGCCAUCUCUGUAAGAUUCACAACGAGAGAGAAGUCACGCGAGCAACUGCGCCUAUCGAAGGGAAAUCCUUCGAAUUGAGGAUCUUCGCGACCGGGGGGCCGUGGUGAGGUGAGUACGGCAACGAGGGCCUAGCGGCAUGGCCGGCGAGUGCUGGCAGCUACGCAUACCACGCUGUGGGUGGUGGGCAUCCGACACUUUCCCGUCGUAACUCGUCAGCUCAAAUUUCCACCAGGCCUGAAGCCCCGACCAGAACCUGGACAGCCGCAGACACCACACCGGGUUACAGAGAUAGAUAGAAAACUUGCAUCCGACGAGCAGGAU